GAUUCAGCAUGGCCAGCCUGCGGACUGUGCUCCUCGUAGCUCUCGUUCUUCUCGCUGUGGUCGUUCAGACGCCUGAUGCAGCUCCCUACGGUACCAACGUGGAAGACAGCAUCUGCUGCCAGGACUACAUGCGUCACCCCCUGCCAACACGUGUAGUGAAGGAGUACUUCUGGACCUCCAAGUCAUGCCGCAAGCCUGGCGUUGUUUUGAUAACCAUCAAGAACCGGGACAUCUGUGCCGACCCCAGGAUGCCCUGGGUGAAGAGACUUCUCCAUAAGCUGGCCUAG
Messenger RNA from Arvicola amphibius (Eurasian water vole), 287 nucleotides. It is a transcript of the gene Ccl22, whose product is annotated as C-C motif chemokine ligand 22. Gene Ontology annotation, biological process: lymphocyte chemotaxis; monocyte chemotaxis; cellular response to type II interferon. The transcript has 3 exons. The record is from RefSeq and is a predicted model, not a curated record. Gene Ontology annotation, molecular function: CCR chemokine receptor binding; chemokine activity. Gene Ontology annotation, cellular component: extracellular region. Bases 9 to 287 code for a protein of 92 amino acids. Lineage: Eukaryota; Metazoa; Chordata; Mammalia; Rodentia; Cricetidae.